Messenger RNA from Oenanthe melanoleuca, 2281 nucleotides. RefSeq names its product mas-related G-protein coupled receptor member H-like. Gene Ontology annotation, cellular component: membrane. Bases 681 to 1547 code for a protein of 288 amino acids. The transcript is spliced from 3 exons. Gene Ontology annotation, biological process: G protein-coupled receptor signaling pathway. Gene Ontology annotation, molecular function: G protein-coupled receptor activity. Lineage: Eukaryota; Metazoa; Chordata; Aves; Passeriformes; Muscicapidae. The record is from RefSeq and is a predicted model, not a curated record.
GCCUGUGGCUGUGCCUCUGUCUGUGGUGAGCACCCACAGCUGUUACUUUUACAUUAUUAACUCCCUUGGUGUAGUUUAAUAAUUUUUUUUUUAAAUUUUGAGAAGUGUGGCAUUGUUUCUCACAACAAGGGAAAAGACCACUUGCUUUGUAGGGAAAAAAAAAAGAAGAUCAGGAACCCAAAGGCUGUGAAAUUCUGAUGGAUCCAAAGUUGUGAAAUCCCUUCUGAAGUCCCUGUGCCCUCACCGUGCCUUGGGAAACAACAGUGGGAGACUGCACAGAGAGACCCAGCAGGAUGGGAAUGGGGAGCUCCUGGUGAUCUGGGCACUUUCUCCUUCUUCAUGUUCCUGACCUGGGAGGAGCUGCUUUAGGACAUGGAUCCCAAAGGAGCAAGAGCUACCAGGAAGCUCCGCUGAUCUGCACAGAGCCCCUUUGCCUGCUGCUGCCCCACAGUGAACAGUGACCUGGGAAGAUCCACUUUAGGAUAUUGAUCCCAAAGGAGCAAGAGCUACCAGGAAGCACCACUGAUCUGCACAGACCCUCUGUGCCUGCAUCUUCCCCACAGUGAACAGGGAGCUGCUGAGGAGCCGCAUGGUCCAUCCCUGGAUUCUCCAAGCACUGACUCCCAUCAUCUCAGACCACAGCCAGGGGCCACAUCCCACUGCCUGCCCAGUGUCCAUCCAUGGAGGUGACCACCGUGUCCCCAUCUCCUGCCUCAUUCACUGAAGGGGACAAUCUCUGUGACAGAGAUGUCACCAGUGUGGCCAUGCACAGUGUGACACUGCUCAUCUGCCUCUGUGGGCUGGCUGGGAAUGGGGCUGUCCUUUGGCUCCUCAGCCUGAAAAUCCGUAACUCUGGCAUCUUUAACCUGGCUUUUGCCGACUUCCUCUUCCUUGUCUUCACGGUGCCCUCCAUCCUUCUCUUCCUAGUGGAGGACAUAUCCUGCUCUAUUAUUAUGCCCCUGACGUACAUGAGCUUCCUUUUCCAGCUCUCAAUGGUCUCCUUCUACUGGGCAUUGUUCCAACUGGCAUUCCUCAAUUUCAGGAAGGACAUGACCUUCCUCUUUGAGCUCUGCUGCCAUUGCUGUCACCUUCCCGAGCGCCUGUGGUGGGUGGUGGACAGUGUCCAAGACUGGGCCUUCUUUGCACUCUUCACUGUCAUUCCCAUGGUGACAUCCCUGUGCCCAUCACACGAGCAGGAACAGUGCAGGGCAGCUCUCAUCUCCAUGUUCACAGUCAUCCUGCUCCUCUUUGUUGUCCCCAUGGUCAUUUCCCGCACAAUCGACAUCAUCAGGGCCAUGCGAGGCUCCAAAAAGCAGCAACCCAAGAGGAGAGACAUCAUCUUCCUCAUUGUGGUAUUUGCUCUUCUCAUCAACCUCUGCAAUUUCCUGCAGCAGCUCGGGUACAUGCCUGUUUCCUCCCAGGUUGUUUUCCUGCUCACCUGCAUCCACAGCAGCAUCAAACCCUUUAUCUAUUUCUUGGCAGGGCACUGUUGGAGUCCCUGCUCCAUCUGGUCCCUCAGGGACUCCCUCCAGGGAGUCUUUGAGUAGCAGAAACAAAAAUCUUCCCAGAGAAAUGAUGCCCCCACGGACAUGGGGCUCUGAGCUUGUUAAUCCCUUCCACCGCUCUGAUUGAGACAGGGAAUUGAGAAGUAAGGAAUAGUUCAUCAAAAACCAAGACAAUGAGGAAUGCCUGACAUUUACUAUGCUUGCAAAAAUCGGGAGGAGAGGCAAACAGGUUUGUGAUAAACAGAGCCAGAACUUGCAAACAGGGUGAAGGGUGCAAGGCUACCAGUGAUAAGUGAUAAAUCCAAAACCCUUAACCAGCAAGAGCUAAUCUCAAGGCCUGGAAUAUGCCAAGAAGGUUAAGAUGCAUACUCUGGAGACAAAGCUGAAAAGUUCAAGUGCGAUGAAGGGUUUGGAAGCCUUCGUCUGAGACCCCCGAUGACCUCUGCAUUGGGGAGGCACAAGCACAAAAGGACUUUUGUUUCGUUUUAAUACGAAGCGUGGGUAGGCAGGACGAGGUGGGGCUAGGACAUGAAUAUGUAUUGGUUAUAUUGUGUAAUCCUAAAUUUUAGGGAGUAAAUAGAGCAGUAGUUUGAAGUUUCGGUGUGCAGGCUUUGGGAGGAAUUAUCCCUGUGCACCUCAGUGCUGAAUAAAUGCACACCUACUUUAGAACUCUCAUUUCUCACGAGUUACAGAGACUUUUCUGCGUAUCAUGCUGAAGGAUCUCAGCGCAAGUUUUUUGAGUCACUUGAUUAAUAAAUAUCCACACCCUCCCUGUG